Molecule: messenger RNA, 5206 nt
Organism: Exophiala mesophila
Lineage: Eukaryota; Fungi; Ascomycota; Eurotiomycetes; Chaetothyriales; Herpotrichiellaceae
Exons: 2
Coding region: 498-4658 (1386 amino acids)
Molecular function (GO): protein binding
Source: RefSeq, a predicted model, not a curated record
CCUAGUCCUCACAUUCUCCACCAUCCAUCACUUUACUCCUACUGUACAAACUGGUCGCACCCACUCACCCACCGCCACAGUCAUUUUACCCACACCUUGGACAAUCUGGUCUGCCUCACGACCCUCACGACAAGUGCUCGACAUUUGUCUCUUCACCACCUGACUCACUCUCUGCGCACCCUCGUACCGUUGCCGUCGACACCUUGUCGACUCAAACGUCCCCUUGGACCUGCUUUUUCGUUCUCAGCUCAACCCUGUUGAACGGGGACCUCUGCCCUCAAGGUAGCCGCUUCAGUCCGCGCUUCCAACAAUCCUACCAGUCAUCGACAUUCAACGACAGCUUCGUCCUCAUACCGCAUCCUCCCUCCAAUCAUCGCUCCUUAAUCGAUCCUACGUCUACCUUGAUCGCCACUGCCUGUCCCUCCCAAAGCAUGGCUUAGAUUCCUAUUGCACCUGAAACCGAACACCUUGUCAUUCAUCUCCACCAGUCGAUCAAGAUGGCCUCGACACAAGAUGAAGACAUGUAUUUAUUCCAGGCCGGGCUGGAUCAGACACCCUCAUUCGCUGGCCAGGAUUUUGAUAACUUUUUGACCUCUCCUGUUCCAGACAAUGACCUUGUCCCCUCGAAUCCUGCAUUCCUCAAUCCCAACGAUCUGUCUAUCAAGCAUGAGAACGAUGACACCAAAUCCUUUCCUUCAGGUUCAUCAUUCCCUCGCUCUCCUCGCGGCUCUGCGUCUGGCUCUAGCAGCUCCUCUUCGGAUUCUCCCACAUAUUGGCAAGCCCGUUCCUCUCGACCACGAACCGAAGCUUCCACCGCUUCACCUCCCACCUAUAAUAAUUCUCAGCCUAAUUGGAGCAGCGGCAUCAACGGCUUCUCAAUAUCUGCCAACGAGCACAUGUUUGAGGAUGCUUCUAUGGCAGGUAUGGAUCAAGACUACGAGGCCAGCAACCAGCAGAUGGCCUCGGACUUUGAUUUCGAAACUGCAGCUAGUACCCCGAGUGGUUUUGAUGCACUGGGUGGCAUCAAUCCCAAAGUUGCCAACAUGUCGCAGCCAUUUCAACGCCAGGCUAAUCACGCCGCCUUUGGGAAGCAACCCUCGAAUGCCCGCUUUCCAGCCACGGGUCAACCUCAAUUCUUCUUCGCCAACUCUCGAGAAGUGUCCCCUUUAAAUGCCAUGCUCCCUUCGACGCAGGGACAAUCACCGUGGUCGAAACAAUCCCCAGCUUCCGGUCUCGAGGAGACUUUUAAUCAUAUCACUAUGAACGGCGAUUCUCCUGGGAACGCCACUUUCUCUCCCAAUGUUCAAUUUCCAAACCCAGGCUUCACCUUCGAUCCGGACUCCAGUGCCACUCCUUCCACAUUCACCAAGGAGAUCUCUUCGCCUCCAUCAACCGUCAACUCAACAGAAGGUGCAUUCUCUUUGACCGUCCAUCCAACCUCUCUCAAGUCUCGAGUCGAAACUCAAAUCCCCAUCAAGCUGACUUUACACCCUCUCCCAUCGGGAGUCAAGAAGUUGAGACUUCCCAGGCACACUGUUUCGAAACCAAAGUUUCUGGCAAAGCCAGAGGCGGAGCGCUCGCCGGAAAUAUAUGAACUCCACACAUCUUUAGUCUGCACCAGCGCCAUGCAGGACCCUGUCAAAAUGCAACGAGCGUGGGCUCGGGCAAGAGGCGAGGACAUGAGUUCAUAUGCUCGCCCAAGCCCUAGCUCAUCAAGUGACUCGCAGAACUCUCGCGAUGACGAAGAUAAACCUUUGGAGGGCGGCGAGGUCCGGAUCUGUACCGGCUGCAUUCAAAGAGAACGCAAAAGAGCCUCGAGAAAGAAACAGAAGAAGCCGGAGGAAGAGGAAAUGUUCCAGAAGGACGAGGAAAGGAGGGUCGUCGUUUUCAACACAAACGAGAUUAAAGAAUGGGUCGAAGUCCCGCGCGACCCCCAGUCAACCUCCGCGGCUGAAUCCAGCCCUGCUCCUGGCUCGAUGCAGGUUGAGUUGCCCAUGCGCAUUGCCUGCUAUUGCCGUCAUCAGAAUGAGAAAAUGGGCUUCCAGGUCAUAUUCACCAUCAAAGAUUGCCGAGACAAGACCAUCGCACAGGCAAUGACGAAUCCAAUCAUGAUCACCGACGAUCACAAGACUCAUAAUGCUCCCACCGCUCUCGCCAAUCCUUCGCCCGCUCUCCCUUCUCAAGGCCCUCAACUACCUGGCGCUGGCGUCUUCUCCACCGCCGGCUCAGAGCAACCCGUUAUGAACUCCGGCAACCCGAAGCUGUCAAAGCAAUCUUUCUCCACCACUGACCUGCAUGGGCUGCAGUACAACUUCAACCCAAAUUUCCCCAUGGCACCCUCGAGUAACCCCUUUGCAAUCCCCUCUGCUGUAUCCAAUCAAACAUCUGCAACCUUGACACCACGCAACCUUUCUCGACCAGCUUCCCCCAACGGCCCCUCUGGACCAACUUCCAAACGGAGGAAACAGAGCGGCUCAGGGAAGCUGCCCUCGGGCCUUACAAUGACACGCUUGGACACCUCUCAGGCCCCCUCGGGCCCGGCAACCAUGCCCAACACCGCUGCGACGUCCCCCUACGCACCAAACAUGACGGCUUACAUUGGUCCUCAGGACCGUGCAUUUGCCAUGCCUCCGUCAAGGCCAGCACCAUAUGGCACCAGCCCUCCCACGCCUAAUGGACUGGACACCUUUCCGUCCAACAUAAAUCGCUCCUUCAGUUUGGAAAAUCUUCCUCGGCAGGCUCUCAUAUCUGCGCCGCCAUCCCGCCAACCUAGUCGCCCUGGCAGUCCGGGCUCUGCUCGAAAUAGUUUUGGCGCAUCGGACGCACCAGUUGGGCAGGCCUUGGCGACCUCCGUGCUGGGACAGCCAUCCCGCCGACCCCCGCCAUUAAUUCACAAGCUUGUACCUGCCGAGGGAUCAAUCACCGGCGGGACCGAAGUUACAAUCCUUGGAAAUGGAUUCUACCAAGGCCUCGAGGUCAUGUUCGGCGAUACAGAAGCGACAACGACUACUUACUGGGGAGAGAAAUGCCUUAACUGCAUUGCUCCGCCGGCUCUCCAGGCCGGUGUUGUCCCGGUCACCUUCAAGCAGGACAGGACCAACCACAACUUGCAGCAACAAAACCAUUCGCGGCUGUCACUGUUCACAUAUGUGGACAACCGUGAACUCGAGAUGUAUCGCUUGGCACUCAGUAUCUAUGGCAAACAGAUGCCCAGACCUACAGACAGUGCCUGGGACGCUGCAAACCAGAUCGUCCAACAGAACCAAAGCCAUUCAAUGUGGACUUCUCAUGGGGGAUAUGGUAUGGGCGGUGGACAUCAACGAAAUGCUGGUCUGACACAGCUCGGCCCAAUCGAUACUUUGGAGCUGGAAUCGUCUAUGGUCCAACUCUUGGAACGCAUGGACGAAACUAAGAGAUCAGUGACUCCCAGGUUUGACCUUCGACGUUCCACCGGUCUGACCUUGUUACAUCUCGCAGCGUCGUUGGGACUUACUCGAUUUGUGGCAGGUCUCUUGGUAAGAGGCGCCGAUCCAAACAUGGUGGACAAUAAUGGGCACACAGCCAUGCACCACGCAGCCAUGAACGGGCAUACACACGUGAUACACCGCCUCAGACUUGCAGGUGGCAGCCAUAAAGCACGAAGCAUACGACACUUUACGCCUGCGGAUCUGGCGACUUCGCUACUGGCAUAUCAAGCAGCCACCAACACGGCCGACCACUAUCGAUCUCGCAGUCUUGGCGGCACUCCGAUGCGGCUGCAUAGCCGAAGCUCUUCGUCACUGCGCUCAUUUUGGGAAAACUCAUCAAAUGUGCAGACCUCGACAGACAUCGACAGCUCAGAGGAGUCGGAUGACGCUGAAGACGAAGAUACCGUCCCUCUGACUCUCUCCACGAGCAAAUUUGAGACUCCCAUGUCCAGAAGUCAACUCAACUUGCAUCGCGUUGGUCGCAGCGGACCUUCAUCGCGCCGAAACAGUAGUCAUCAUCCCACCGAUGUGAACAAGCCUUUCCAGCAAGAAACCCGUGACCCCGCUACUCCUCCCCUGGCCCCUACAGCGUUCAUGCUGGCGUGGCGUGAUCAAUUGUUGGCACAGCUCCAUCAAUUCAACGAAAGCGCACAGUCUGUCAUGCCAAACCUGAACAAUCUAAAUGUGCCUUUGGCGGCACUGCAGGACUAUCAGGCCAAUCCUAUGGUACGCCGUGUUAGCGCAUUGUGGCCGCAACGACCGAACUCUAGACAGCAGAAUAAUGCACGUGAGGGCUGGUGGGAAACGCUGACGGGAUCGUCAUCGCCGCCUCCGUCAUCACCACCGGCUUACCGCGAUCUUUAUCCCGACGAGAAAGCAAACCAGGGAGCCUGGAACGUCAAGCAGCGAUCCGAGGUUCAGGCUGCGGCCGACGCUGCGGCGGAUCUGCAUUUUGACAAUGAGAGACACAUUGCGGGUAGCUCAUCCCACGUUAAAGCAGCGUCUGCGUUGGACAACCCGAUUGAGAGGAUUGAAUUAAGCCGCGAUAGGAAGUUGUUCUUUUUCUGGAUUCCUCUCCUUGCAAUUCUGUUAGCCCUUAUGAUACGAGGGUCUGGAUUGUCCAACCUUUUUGGACCGUCGUUAGAUGUGCUUGAAACGCCGGUCGAUCGACAGAUAGUGGAAGUGAUGUAAUGGAUGGCGGCGGAGAAUACGCAGGGGGAGUGGCAUACUAUGUUGCUGUAAUAGUUGGAACUAGGACGUGAUGAGGAUGAUCCCAACUCGUUUGAGAGAGGUCUACUUAUGACUGAGAGGGUGUAAUUUUGAUUCAUAGAUAUUCGCCCAAGUUGAUGCUUUGAUGGUUCUAACCAUCUGGGGAUGAGAGAUAGUUGACUACUGUGUGACGAGAUAUGAUUUGAUCUUCGUGGACCAAUUGAUGGACCAAAGCCCACAAUGAUACUGGGAACGAGGACUCUGACGACUCUUCAGCUGGUUAGACUGGGGUCCACUACAAAUUGAGGGACCUGCGUAAAUGGUUCAUGUGCAUACGCCUUAUCUCCUGAGCCCAAAUUGCCCUACAGUGAAGAUGUGCAGAAGUUGUACGGGAGUCUCUUAUGCAAAGGGCCAAUAUUGGCUUCAAAUGAUUGGCUCGGGCUCAGCCUUGGCACGAGGCUCCCAGUUGGCACAACAAUUUGGCAAGGAAUAAGCGAAGGAAGGAGGUGCCCGUCGUACCUACUUUAUUU